UGUCUCAGGGCGGAAACGUAUUCCUCAUUCGCUCAACAUGACGCUCGUGUAUGUACUACUAUGCCUUCUGUGCUUCCACAGCGGGACCGAGGCGAACUCCGCGCAUUUGCCGAGGAUGAUAUUCACAGACAAAGAGACCAGAGUUCAAAGGUUACCGUUAACUGGACAAAAUGCUCCGGUACAGAUGCUCAUGGAAGGACCGUCUGACACAGUCAUAGCGGCUACACUAACAAACAUGAACUCGUACGACUUCCACAAGACUCCUGUGGAAAGUACGACGUUGUGGAAUUGCGCUUACGCCGAUUCGAGCGAGGUCUGCAGCUACAACUUGACUGUGGUCCUCAAGAUGGAUGCCAACCGUAUGUUCAUGUGUGGGACCAAUAGCAUCGAGAAGGAGUCGCUGUGCUGUGAAACAGAUUUUUCAUCACCGUUACCUUCGUGCAGCCGUACCAACAAACUGCAGGGCAUACAUGACACCAUCAGGUUAUUUCACAUCAAGAAAGGUGAACCAUCUGCCUUUGAUGAUAAAGGAGACAGUGCAGACCUCUACAUUACACACUCUCGAUCCCGAAACUAUCUUAUCGAUGGCAUUUACAAAUUUGGGAAAAGGAGCAUUAAACCAUAUAACGAUGGUAAAGAAAAACACUACAUGGGCAUGAUUCUCAGUAAACGGACAGAUAAUUUACAGAGCCGAGUCUAUGCCCUCUAUAAAGAGAAAAACCAAGACCCAAAUGUGUUCAGUGGCAUGUGGCUCCCCUUUGUGUCCCAGGUUUGCACGUCAGAUCUUGGCGGCCCCAAGAAUUUUCUGCAGAACACAUGGACGUCCCACAUGAAGGCCAAGCUCUUCUGUGGAGACGUGAAGACCAAACAGCAUUUUUCUGAGAUGGUAGAUGUGUCCAUCAUACAUGCAGACAGCUGGCAGGACACCAGGAUUUAUGGACUUUUCAGAAACGAAUGGGGCAUGAGUGCCUUGUGUGUCUUCACCGUACGGGACAUUGACCUCGUCUUCACAACCUCCCCGUUUAAAGGCCUAGCCCCGGACUCUGGCAGGUCUAGGGCGUGUCUUGCAGACAGCAGAGUGCUUUCUACUCAUGUCCUGAAAUUGAACGUGGAUCAUUCAGAGAUGGAGCUGUCGGUUCGACCUGUGAACAACGCUGGACCGCUGUUUUUAAAUCACCACAACUACACGCACGUCUACGCUGACAGCACCCAGCAGGACGGCAAGGAUCCCCACACAGUUAUCUUUCUGUCUCUGAGUAAUGGAGGGAUUCAUAAAGUGAUACAGACUGAAAGUCUGACCUUUUUCGUCGCCGAGUAUCGCCCCUUCACCCACCAGGCCCACAUCCACAACUUUAUCUUCCUGCCUUCCACCAGGAAGCUUUACGUUUAUGCGGGAAGUGAACUGGUCCAACUGGAUGUGGAAAACUGUGCCACGUAUGGAGACAGUUGUGAGCACUGUGUUUUAGCCAGAGAUCCUCACUGCGGCUGGAGCGGCGCUCACUGUUCCCCGUGGAAGACUGGCACGCUGCAGGACCUGACCACAGGGAACUUCACAAUCUGCCCAAGUAAACCUAAGUCAGAUGCAGUAGCAGGUGAGAACACGAUCACACUUCCUGACAAGUCCAGGUACUUCCUGCAGUGUCCGGUGGAAUCCCAUCAUGCCAUGUAUAGUUGGCAUCACCAGCACAACUCCACACUGUGCUCGUCAAAGGUCCAGGACUGUGUGCUCCUCCUCGACAGCAUGAGUCCUGAGAAGGAGGGAGUCUACACAUGUGUGUCAGAGGAGUCGGGCUACGUUAAAGUGCAGGCACAGUAUCAUCUGCAGCUGGAGAUCCCGGCCGGGGGUCCAUCGUUAAGGCCACUGCUCUGGGGUUGUCUGAUGACUGCGCUGAUUACGUGUCUGUCAUCUUGGUCCUGAUAUGACGCCAGUGAAAAAAGAGAAUUAGCGACAUCUAAUGGUGAAAUUAUGAUUAUUUGUUUGUUUUAACCUGUCCUGCCCAGUACCCAGGACAUGUAAUAUAGUUGACUGCAUGCCUUGUGGUGUCGGACAG
Molecule: messenger RNA, 2051 nt
Organism: Solea solea (common sole)
Lineage: Eukaryota; Metazoa; Chordata; Actinopteri; Pleuronectiformes; Soleidae
Product: semaphorin-7A-like
Exons: 14
Coding region: 38-1918 (626 amino acids)
Biological process (GO): positive regulation of cell migration; axon guidance; positive regulation of ERK1 and ERK2 cascade
Molecular function (GO): integrin binding; chemorepellent activity; semaphorin receptor binding
Source: RefSeq, a predicted model, not a curated record